Fonsecaea multimorphosa CBS 102226 is the source of this 1497-nucleotide messenger RNA. RefSeq lists its product as uncharacterized. The record is from RefSeq and is a predicted model, not a curated record. Bases 1 to 1497 code for a protein of 498 amino acids. Lineage: Eukaryota; Fungi; Ascomycota; Eurotiomycetes; Chaetothyriales; Herpotrichiellaceae. Gene Ontology annotation, molecular function: monooxygenase activity; oxidoreductase activity, acting on paired donors, with incorporation or reduction of molecular oxygen; heme binding. The transcript is spliced from 4 exons.
AUGUUGAGCUCAUCGGCAGUCCAGAGCUCGGUGGCUCUAACACUCGUUGUCGUUGGUUGUUUGCUCAGCUAUCUCGCGGGGGUAUAUCGCACUUAUAAAAAGCUUAGUCACUUCAAAGGUCCCCCUCUGGCUGCCUUCACCAGCUUGUGGCUCGCUUCGCAGGCGAUCAAUGCGCGCAUGCCCACGGCCCAAAAAGAGGCGCUGAAGAAAUAUGGAUCACCGGCACGGAUAGGUCCCAGCUUGCUGGUCACCGAUGACCCUGACCUUCUCAGACAUAUGAGCGCUCCUAGGUCCAAAUGGACGCGAAGUUCGUGGUACGACGGCAUGAAGCUGGAUCCCAGAGUAAACAACAUCUUCUCUGAGCGCGAUGAACGACGGCACGCGGAGAUGAGAUCGAAAAUGAUCGGGGCAUAUUCUGGGAAAGAGGUCGACACGCUGGAAUCCGAUAUCGACGAGAACCUACAGAGAUUGCUGGCUCUGAUCAAGCGAGAGUACAACGGCAAGCCCCUGGACAUGUCACUUCUGGCGUCGUUUUUCACCCUCGAUGUGCUGAGCCAAAUCGCAUUUGGGGAUGCCUUUGGCUUCAUCGCAGCCAAUGAAGACCUCUACAAUUUCAACAAGAUUGCAAACCAAUUCUUCAAGGUUAUAGAAUUGAUCGUCAACCAUGACACCCUCCGCAGAUUCAUUCAAAGCAGGCCGAUGCAGAAACUCUUGGCCCCUAAAGGCACAGACGAAUUUGGUCAAGGCCGCGUUAUUGGCAUCGCGCAAAAAGCAGUCGCGGAACGCUAUCGCCCAGAUGCCAAGGUGAAAAGAGAUAUGCUUGGACACUUUAUCGCAAAGGGCCUCAGUCAGACACAGGCUGAGGCCGAGUCGCACCUACAGAUCAUUGCCGGCUCCGACUCGACGUCUUCUGCUCUGCGCAUAACAAUGAUGAUGUUGAUCGGCAGUCCAGUGGCGUACCGAAAGCUCGUCGCCGAAAUCGACAAGGCCGUUGCGGACGGCAAGAUUUCCUACCCGAUUGUCAGGUUUAGUGAGGCGGCCGAGCUCGAGUAUUUGUCGGCUUGCAUCUGGGAGGGCAUCAGACUGUUCCCACCUUUGUUUGGUCUCCAGAGCAAACUCGCCCCUCCCGAGGGCGAGACGAUCAAUGGAGUCUUCUACCCUCCAGGCACUCAAGUGGCCUUCUGCUGCGAAGGUCUUGGGCGGAGAACAGACAUCUUCGGAGCGGACGCAGAUCUGUAUCGGCCCGAUAGAUGGUUGCACCCUGAUCCGGAAGUCAGGGCGAAGUACUUGAGGACGGCGGAGCUGAUGUUUGGGAGCGGAAGAUUUGCGUGCCUGGGCAAGAACAUUGCCAUGAUGGAGUUGCACAAGGCAUUUGUCGAGCUUCUUCGCAACUUCGACUGGGCCCUCGUGGACCCAAUCAAGGGCGCUACGACCAUCGCCCACGGUAUCUGGGUGCAGGAGAAUAUGAUGCUGGUUGCAUCACCCCGGCAGGUUUGA